CCUCCCGCUCCUACAGUCCCAGGUUCCUAGCCCCCAGGUCAGCCCCAUUCGACCAUUCGAGCCCUAGCCACAGAAACUCAAAGAAGAAGAAGUGGGGAAGUGGGAACCAGUCGGCGGCCGCACGAGAGACAAGAGAGUGAGUUGGAAGGAGUUCUUCCUCAGUUCGUUCUGGGCUUCAGGAUCUUCCCUCUCUUCCAGCUCAGGCUGUCUGCGAUUUGACGAUUAGCUGGUGUCCCCACUACCGUCGGGUUCGGGUUGACUAUUUUAUUUAUCAUGUUUUAUUAUAUGAUAAUAUAAGCAGGUCGUUACAAUAUUCAUGUGAAUUCUCCUACUUUUAUUUACGUGGUCAAGGAGAACCAAGUAUGACGAAGAGACUUUUCUUAACUAGUCUGGUUCUUCUUUUGUCCACUUCAAACUAUAGAUCUUUCUUGUCAAUAUUUUACUCUUGUUCAUUUUAACUCCCAAGUGCAUAAAUUCUAAAUCAUCAAAGUACAAUUAUGAGAGAUUGGCACGCAUGUGUUGGUGGUUACAAAAUAGAAAAGAGGGACAGUUUCAAGAGUUUAUCUAUUGAAGAAUGGUUAAAAUCAAUAUAAAGAUCUUAUUUGCUUUUUAUGUAAAAAUUUCUCUUAAUUUGUAUGUUUGAGUGUACAAUCCUUGUAUGUAUAAAUAAUUAUCAUCAUCGUAUUUUAACUCAACUUUAUUAGAUGAUCAAAAGUUACACUAUAAUUGUAAACUGAAUGUGUCCCCAAAUGAGUGUCCAUAUUUCAAAUGCUUGGUACUGAAAAAGCACCUAAAAUUUUUGUAAUUAAAUUUAUUAUUUUUGAUAUAAAUGUAAAUAAUUUAAUUUUAUUUGAACGUAACCUUGAAUUGAGUACUAUAAUUAAUAUUUAGGUCGGCACGUGCAUGUGCACGUGCCCUCAUACUAGUAUAUUAUAAAAACAUUUUUAGGGAAGGGGUAAAAAAUAAAGACAUGUUAGGGCUCAAAACGUAGGCGCUACACUGUCUUCCUUUUCCAUUCGAGUAGAGACCCUCUCCUCCACCCACUCGUCUCUCUCCGGUGAGCUACUCGAACGGGACGAUUUGCAGUGCCUUCGGACAUUCUCUUCCCUCUCUCUCUCCGAGAAUUUCUCGGCUUCGAGCCUCUCUCUCGCUCGUUUCAAGUCUUCUAACCAAGUGAGGACAUUCAGCCGUCACCUCCUCAACCGAAAGUAAGAGACUCAGGUUUUCCCGUGUUUUGGAGAUUGGAAAUGAAAAUGCGAGUUGUUGGGUAGUAUUGAAGUUGAAUAUGGCAAUCAGAAUAAUACAUUUUUAUUACCACGAGGAGAAUGCCCAAGGUGAAGACUAAUCGUGUCAAAUAUCCUGAGGGAUGGGAACUAAUUGAGCCUACUCUCCGUGAACUACAAGCAAAGAUGAGAGAAGCUGAGAAUGAUCCACAUGAUGGUAAGAGAAAAUGUGAGACACUGUGGCCUAUUUUUAAGAUAGCACAUCAAAAGAGCCGCUACAUUUUUGACCUUUACCACCGGAGGAAGGAAAUAUCAAAGGAAUUGUACGAGUUCUGUUUGGAUCAAGGCUAUGCUGAUCGUAAUCUAAUUGCUAAGUGGAAGAAGUCAGGUUAUGAGCGCCUUUGUUGCCUAAGGUGCAUACAGCCACGGGAUCACAACUUCGCUACUACAUGUGUGUGUCGGGUUCCCAAGCACCUGAGGGAGGAGAAGGUUAUAGAAUGUGUACAUUGCGGUUGCAGGGGCUGUGCUAGUGGAGAUUGAUUGGGUUGUCACCAUGCCUUUGAAAAUGGAUGCUGGGACUGGUUCUUAGCCUUUUGAACUUGUUUGUGAUGCCAUAUAAUUGAUGUUUGGCGAUUUCUAUAAACCAAAGCUCUUGACAGAGUCGGCUGCUUUUGCAAGUUGUCCUUUUGUGAAAGUUGUAAUUAUUAAUGCGACAGGCUGAACUGUGCUUUCAAGAUUCGGACUCAUUGUUUGAUGUUCACAUUGAACCAA
Malania oleifera is the source of this 1994-nucleotide messenger RNA. RefSeq names its product protein BUD31 homolog 2. The transcript has 6 exons. NCBI's taxonomy places the organism in Eukaryota, Viridiplantae, Streptophyta, Magnoliopsida, Santalales, Ximeniaceae. Gene Ontology annotation, cellular component: nucleus; spliceosomal complex. The record is from RefSeq and is a predicted model, not a curated record. The coding region runs from base 1326 to 1763 and encodes 145 amino acids. Gene Ontology annotation, biological process: mRNA splicing, via spliceosome.